Molecule: messenger RNA, 3762 nt
Organism: Engraulis encrasicolus (European anchovy)
Lineage: Eukaryota; Metazoa; Chordata; Actinopteri; Clupeiformes; Engraulidae
Product: fibronectin-like
Exons: 13
Coding region: 264-3044 (926 amino acids)
Molecular function (GO): protein binding; zinc ion binding; GTP binding
Source: RefSeq, a predicted model, not a curated record
AUUCUGUAGAGUGCGCUGUUGAGACAGGUGCAAAUCUGCCCAGCAGGGAGGAGAAAGACAAACAAGCCAAACUGGUUGUCAAAGACGAGGAAAAGAAAUGCUGAACUUGGCUAGUGCGACAUUGUAGCGUCGAGGAUAUUACGUUGUAUGUAGAGUUGAAGACAUCCUGGCUGCCUAAUGGAGUAGCUGACUGGAGUAGCAGGUGGCGAUAAAGCAGAGAGGGGCCGGCUGCAGACACAGGCCAAGUGGUCGAGGAGUUUACUAUGGCAGAGAGGCCCAGCGAUGAUGAGGCUGCAGACACAGAGCAAAGUGUUGCUCACGAUGGGCCAGGUUCACCUGUAACCAGUAUUCUGUCCAUGAAGAGUGACCAGUUCAUGUCUACAACACAUAGGCCUACACAAGAACAGGAGACCACAUGCAGUGUCCAUGGAAGACAUUCACCCGUAAUCAGUGAAGUGUCCAUGAUGAGUUACCGGUCCAUGGAACCUCCAUUGACAGUAACGCAGGAACUGAAAAAUGUCCAUGGAAGACAAUCACCCGUAAGCAGUGAAGUGUCCAUGAUGAGUUACCGGUCCAUGAAACCUCCAUUGACAAUAACGCAGGAACCGAAAAAAUCCCAGACUGCAGAGUGUGCAGCAGUUCUCUGUGAUAUUUGCCCCAAGAGGGCGUUUAAAUCCUGCCUGACUUGCUUGGCCUCCUUCUGUGGGGACCAUGUGAAGCCCCACUACACAGCCCCAGCUCUGCAGAGACACAGGCUAAUGGAGGCCACGGAAGACCUGGAGCAGAGGCUGUGCCAACGGCACAAUAGGGAACUGGAGCUGUACUGCACCACUGACCAGACUGCUAUAUGUGCUCUAUGUGGGGUAACAGAGCACAGUGGACAUCGUAUAACAGACUUUGAACCCGGAAAAUACAAGGUACAAAAGAGGAAGAAAACAACAGAUGCACCCCCUGCUAUGACGGACCUUUGUGUCGUGUCCAACAUUCCUACCCCUGAGGGUCUUAGUUGUGUUGAGACGGAUCUGACAUCGCUGUCGGUGUCUUGGAGCGUACCAGCUGGAGUUGAACAGGCCUCGUACCUGCUGACCCUCUACGCUGAUAGAACAUGUCUGUGGGCAACAACUGUCAGCUCCCUUCAGCACAGCUUCUCUGGGUUGGACAUCGGGAGGGAGUACACCAUCAGUGUCUCCACCGUGUUCCAAAACAGACAUAGCUCACCUGUCUGCACCAUCAGCACCACACCCUUUCCAGUACCAGAAGAUGUGACUGUGGGCUCAGUGACUCCAACAUCUGCUGAUCUCAGCUGGAGCGUGCAGCAGGGAAUGCAGCAGAUUCCACACAAGUUCCUGAUCUCCUACUACAAUAAAGGGACUGAACCACAGACCAUCUCUACAGAGUCCUGCUGUGCGACUCUUACAGGCCUGCAGCCAGACACUCGGUACACAACCAGUGUCUACUGUGAGCUUGAAGAUGGGAGAAGAAGUGAAGCUUCUUCAGUCAUUAUUGUAACAGCUGUACCUUCUCCUGGGCCCAUUGUGUUCACCUCAGUGAAGCCAGACUCUGUGUGUGUGUGCUGGGGACCUCCGGAGGGGCUCCCUGGACCCCACACAUUCAGGGUGUCAAGGAGGCCAGGUGACACCAUCGAGGUUCAAGAAAUGACACUACAGGUCCGAAACCUCUUCGCAGGACACACCUACACGUUUACUGUGGCCACAAUUGGAGACAGUGGCCGGCAAAGUCCAUGUGUCUCUGCAACCAUUACCACAGGUAUCCCCCCACCUGAGGAGCUUACUGCAGUGACGGGGGUUAGAUCCGUAUCAGUUACAUGGAGGGAGCCUGUGGCAGUCCACCAGGCUUCGUACCUGCUGAAGCUCUACAGCGGUGGGAGAUGUCUGGAGGCCACGUCUGUCCAGUCCCUACAGCACAACUUCCAUGGCCUGAGCACUGGCAGGGAAUACUACAUCACAGCCUGCACUGUAGUGGGCAGCAGGUGGAGCGAGACGGCUAGUAUCACCAUCAGAAUUGGUAGCCUUGCUCCCACAGACUUGUGUGUGGCUGUGGAUCGAGCAGAAUCGGGUGACCAGUGGAAGGCCGAUCUCAGCUGGAGCCUGCAGCAGGGGAUGGAGCAACAUCCACACAAGUUCCUGAUCUCCUACUGCAGUGAAGGGACUGUACCACAGACCAUCUCUACAGAGUCCUGCUGUGCGACUCUUACAGGCCUGCAGCCAGACACUCAGUACACUGCCAGUGUCUGCACUGAUGCACAAAGUGGAGCUGGGGCGAAGACUGCCACUGUGUCUACCACUUUCCACACAAGUGAGUGGAGGAUUGUGCUUCUUGGCAAAUCCGGGGACGGGAAAAGCAGCACCGGCAACACCAUCCUGGGGGAGGAGGUCUUUGAAGUGAAGAGCUCCCCGUUCGCUGUGACCAACAUGUGUGAAGCUCGCAGCAGAACGAUCAACGGCAGGAAGAUCACCCUGAUAGACACGCCGGGAUUCCUCGACCCCACAACGGAGAACAGGAUAAAGUAUGAGAUAGGCCAGUGCCUAACGCUGAGUUGCCCAGGACCUCACGCCUUCAUCCUGGUGCUGAAGGUGGCUCGCUUCACCACCGAGGAGGAGGAGGUCAUCAAUAAGACUGUGGAGCUGUUUACACGCAGGGCUUUUAGACACUCAUUGAUCAUCUUCACCCAUGGGAAUGACCUGCAGAGCCAGACCAUUCAGCAGUUUGUAGGGGAGUGUAGUCCGGUCACGCCAAGCCCUCAGGCAACAUCCUCCGCUCCACUGAAGAACCUGGUGGACAAAUGCGGUGGCCGCUACCAUGUCAUAGACAACUUUUACUGGAAGGAGAAACAGGAGGGUGAAUACAGUAAUAGAGGGCAGAUAGAGAAGCUGUUUGACACCAUAGAGGAGAUGGUGCAGAGGAAUGAAGGAAGAUAUUACACGGAAGGUCAUGCAGCAGAGGGAACAGGCCUAUUACAGGGACUUAGAGGGAUGCUUAGCAAACUAUUUGCUCUGGGGAAGUUGUAUUCUAAACUUCCCUAGGGCUGACAAAAAACCUGCCCACAACUGAACCAAGAAUGCUUUAGAUGCACAGUAAAAAAAUGGGAUGGGAGUAUUCUUAGAGCAACUCCAGUAAUCACAACAUUUUAGAUAGUCAAAUCACUCAAAGGUAGUCACACGUUAGUGUAAAAUUCUGCAGGUGAUCAGUGUAAUUGCAACUCUACAGUUCUUAAUAUUUACACAAUAUUGAGUAGAAUUAACUCUGAAAAUCGUCCAUUGCCAUGUCCAGAAACACAGUUCUUGAUUCUAUACACAACAACUUUGGGGGACUUUCCCCCAUUCAACAUACCGAUUGCAAAUGACCUUUGACCAAAUGACCUUUGAAUUGUGUUUUGUGAAAUAUUGAUCAGGCUAAAUCGCAAUGACAAUGACAAUGACAAUGACAUCUUGCCUCACAUGAUGAGGCCAAAAAAAUAAGGUGAGGGUGGAAGCUUAGAUAGCGAGAUGGAAACAUGGCUCAGUUACCUGUACGUGCCAAUAUGUGCAUAAAGCUUUCGUAGCUUUUGCAGUGUCAUCUAUGACGUUCCUGUGAGGAAAGAACAAAUGGCUUGGAAACAGCUGGCCUUGGACCAGUAUUACAUCUGCCAUUAUGUUAUGCAUAACAUGUACCUGUAACCUUGGACCAGUGUUACAUCUGCCAUUAUGUUAUGCAUAACGUGUACCUGUAACCAUGGACCAAUGUUACAUCUGCCAUUACAUU